AUGGCAGGUGAAGAGACAACCGUGUCAGAGCCCCAGGAGAGCCGGGCUGUGGAGAAGCAGAGUGACGGGGUGCCAGACAGCCCCUCAGGGUCCCCCCUCCCUGAGACUAGCCAGGCCCGCUCCCACCUGGAGUGGAACGUCCCCUUGUCUGUCCCCCUGCCCAUCGAGGUGCUGUCAGCUGACCAGCCCUUCCCCUUCCUGGACACCACCCUGGCCGACCUGGGCAUCCAGGAGUCGGCGGUGAAGGAGAAGGUGGUGUGGGUUGACACCAAGAAGACACAGGUGAAGAACAAGGCAGGGAAGCUGAAGGAGAGAGAGGUGACCAUCCUGGAGGUGCGUGUGACGGCCCAGAACCCAGGAGACAAGCAGACCCAGCAGGUUCUGUACAGCACCGAGUCCCACACCGACCGCUCCUUCUGCCGCACCAGAGUGGACAUCCUGCCCUGGAUACACACACACACAGAGGAGAACGGGCUCCAGCCUAUCGAGAUGACCAUGGCUCUGGAGGUCGAAAAUCAACAGCCAGAAUCAGAUGCGGCCCGGGAGGUGUGAUGAAGCCGGGAGGUGUGAUGGAGCCGGGAGCUGUGAUGGAGCCGGGAGGUGUGAUGGAGCCGGGAGGUGUGAUGGAGCCGGGAGCUGUGAUGGAGCCGGGAGGUGUGAUGGAGCCGGGAGACGGCUCGCCAUCUUGGCCAGCUGAGCGAUCACAUCUGAACGUGGUUAAACCCAGAGUUACACCUGUUCUUCUCAGGCUACGGCUUGGCAGACUGCUUCCAGCUACUCUCCCUCAGCUGAGUGUUCUGAGGCCUUGACUAUAGUUGUUCUUUUCUUUAAAAAUAAUUAUCUGUGUAAACUGUUUACUGUAUAUUGUUUUAGUACAUUUUUAACACCAAUGAAAUUGAUGGCGGUAAUUUGCAUCUUCUAACAAAAGAAGUGCUGGUAGCAUGGCAGAAUGUGGAGGUGACUAAGGUGGUAGUCUGCUGGUAACAUGAAAGAACAAAAUAAUUAAUAACUACAUCAGACAUAUUUGUAACUGUUUUGAAGCUUGGCAAAAGCUUUAAAGGCAAUGAGUACAGAGUGAACUGCUAUGCCCAUUGAGACUGACCAUAAAAAUAAAGGCUUUUUCCCCAUUGAGUUCUGUCCCUGUUUUCCCUGUGCCUGGGCUUAGGGAGCCUCUGGUGAAAGUGCCCACACAGGAGUUCAGAUGAGGGCAUUGUUGCAGCCCUGGUCUAACCCUAACCCUGGUUCAGACCCCCUGAAUAGGCAGGCAUUAGAGUUUAGAAGGUAGCUUAUGUACAGGGCUGGGAGCCUGACAGGAAAUGAAA
This is a messenger RNA of Hypomesus transpacificus, 1322 nucleotides long. RefSeq lists its product as uncharacterized. Bases 1 to 552 code for a protein of 183 amino acids. The transcript is spliced from 3 exons. NCBI's taxonomy places the organism in Eukaryota, Metazoa, Chordata, Actinopteri, Osmeriformes, Osmeridae. The record is from RefSeq and is a predicted model, not a curated record.